CAGAACGCGGCGCCGUCACUUCUUCGAUCGGAAGCGCGCGCUGCUAUCCCAGCCAUGGCGAGUGCUGGUGGAGCCGUAUUGGAGCUCCAGAAAAAUUCAGGCAGUUGGGCCAAGGUUGUGGAAGAAGUGGUGAAGAUGGAGAGGAAGAUAUUCCCGAAGCACGAAUCACUCGCCAGAUCAUUCGACGAAGAGCUCAGGAAGAAAAAUUCCGGGCUGCUCUACAUAGAAAUCAACGGCGAGGUUGUGGGCUACGUCAUGUAUUCUUGGCCUUCUUCACUGUCCGCUUCCAUCACCAAGCUCGCAGUGAAGGAAAAUUGGAGGAGGCAAGGACAUGGGGUGGCGCUUCUGGUAGCGGCGAUUCAGAAAUGCAGGACGAGAAGCGUGCAACGGGUGUCGCUUCACGUUGAUCCCUUGAGGCUGGCUGCUGUGGGACUAUACAAGAAAAUGGGGUUUCAAGUGGAUACCUUGGUGCAAGGUUAUUACUCGUCGGACAGAAGCGCCUACAGAAUGUACCUGGAUUUCGAUUCUGAGUAG
Messenger RNA from Linum tenue, 534 nucleotides. The record is from the annotation of a GenBank genome assembly. Lineage: Eukaryota; Viridiplantae; Streptophyta; Magnoliopsida; Malpighiales; Linaceae.